UUAUUGGGAGCGCUUGUUUGCUCACAUGGUACCACUCUACUUGCAUCACUAACCUCCUCUUCAUCCAUGUACUGCUUUCCACGAAGUGUAUCCCUCAUUGGGCGAAACAUAUGGAAGCCGGAAGGUGCAAGAUCUGGCCUGUAGGGUGCUGCCAGCUGGCAUGCGGGAGAUUGGACUGGUUUUUGCGAUCUUGUUGAAAUGACGACAGACACUUCACCCAACAGCAUGCUUCUGUUCACUGCCAGGUCUCUGUAGACAUUCUGCAAGUGACUAUGAAUAUCUGUGGGACGUUCCACAACAAAUUCUACAUUUUUCCAAGCAAAGUUGGCCAAGAAAAAAAAUGUGUUGCAUUACUUACUGAAUGUCCCUCGUAUUUAUUGUAACUAAUUGUGCAUCAUGGUCACAGAUAGCAUUUGUUACUGGGUAAACAGUUAUUUUCUUGGUUUGAGCUUCAGCAAAGCAAACAUAUCAUUAAGGCCUACUGUCUUUAUCCACCCAGUUGGAAAGUUGACCACAGAGGUCAAAUUGUAGGCUCCAAAUAAGGUUUUCAGAUAAUUUUUCCUUACUGGAAACCUUUGGAAAAUCUACACUGAAGUCAGCACAGAUUAUUAACUGAUUGCUGCUGAAGAGUGAAAUGUAGACGAAGAUGAUGGUGAGAGUGAGUGGACAGGAAGUAGUGGUUAUGACGAAAAAGAUGAUGAAGAAAAUGAAGAGGAAGAUGAAGAGGGAAAUGAAGAAGACAAUGAGGAAGAAAAUGUCGUUGAAGAAAAUGAAGAGGAUGGUGGUGAUUUGAAUGAUGGCUGUGGUGCGAAUAGUGGUGCUCCUCGGGGUGAUGGUGUAUGGAUAGAUAUUACAGGAAUAGGGGAGCUUCCUAAUGACAUCGAUUUCUUGCCACAAAGGGGAAAAAUUUCUGAAGUAGUGACAAAUUGUAGGAGUUUCCUAUAUUUUUUCCAACCAUGUUUUUCUGACAAGCUUUUGAAUGGCACUGUGGCUGAGACAAACCGAUACGCCCAUGAUAAGAUUGAAAAAAUGAGCCCCCUGAAGCCCCAUUUGCAGUGGAAAGGUUGGCAUGAUGUGACUUUGACGGAAAUAAAAGCUUUUUAGGGUACCAUUCUCAACAUGGCGAUGAAUGAAAAAAAAGAGACAUAAAAGCCUACUUUUCUACUGAUUGGACAACAAAGCAGGACUUUUUUCCAUAAGUAUUUUGCUGUGACCGAUUUUUGCAACUUUACCGGGCCUUUCACAUUUGUCCUCCAGCUCCUCGGUGCUCAUCAAAAUUAGCUACUCGAGCCCAAAAAGUGAAGAAUGUCGUCGAUUUCAUUGACAGCACGUGUCGAGAAUACUUUUCUCCAGGGGAAAAAAUUGCAGUGGAUGAGUCUAAUGUCGGUUUCAAGGGAAGAAUUACGUUCAAGUGCUAUAAUCCUCAGAAAGUGGGGACUACGAGUCUAUGUCCUGGCCGAUUCGGAAACAGGAUACAUUUCGGAGUUUGAGCCCUACUAUGGGUCUCCUACGACGGAGUCCUUGGUGUGCCCUGAACUUCCCUUUAUGUUCCGAAUCGUCCUUCAUUUGUUUGUUCGACUCUACAGCAAGAUUGCCCAGCUCAGGGGAGGCACAUAGGCACAUGCACACCGACAGAUACUAUACAAGCUUGCAGUUGGCGGAGGAAUUGAAGAAAGAAGAAACUCAUCUAAUCAGGACAAUAAUGGCAAACCAAAAAGGUUUACUGGUCAAGGUAAUUAGCUUAUUUCACUAAAUAUUUUGCAAAAUAGAACUGCACAAAAUUUACAAUGAUUUUUUUUUAUUUGCAGGUAAAGGGAUAAAAGCUGUCAAAACUCAAAAAGGGCGACGUGAAGGCAUUCGAAAAUGCAGUGGCAGUUAUUCUAGCAUGGAAAGACAAAAGGCCGAUUAUCAUGGAAUCUACCCAUCACAAAGAUGUUGUGCAAGAAAUCACCCAGAAAAAGCAAGGAGGCAAUGAAGAGGUGAUCCAGAAGCGAUCAAUGAUUUGUGACUACACAGCAAAUAUGGGAGCCACAGACAGAGCCGAUGACUAGUGCGCGUCAUACCAUUUAGCCAGAAAAUUCCUCAAAUGGAGGAGGAAAAUUUUCUUCUGGUUAUUCGAGGUGGGGAUCGUCAAUGCCUACUUGCUAUAUGUCAUCAUAGCAAUGAAAGGAGGAGAGACACCAAAGAGUCAUUUGCAGUUUCGGAAGAAUCUCGUCAAGGAGCUUGUGGGCGAUGUCAGGGCUCAUUGAGGAAGAGGUCACACUCUGAACAUGAUGACCUAUACAGGAUGGAUGGCCUGUACCAUUCUAUUGCAAGAAUGGACACCGGAAAACAGGAUGACUGUGUCGUUUGCAGUGAUCGCUUUAAGCCAGGAGGGCGAAAACGGUCCCCCCCUUUUUUUUUGCGAAACUUGUCCGUCCAAACCUUCUCUUCAUGUGCCUGAGUGCUUCAACAGGUAUCACAAAGUAGCAAAGUACCGAAGGAACUUGUAAAAUAUGAUUGCCUAUCGAAAAAUCGAUAUGCCAAAGUUGUAAAGUUUGUUUUAAGCAAAUUUUAUGAAAUUUUGUAGC
Schistocerca piceifrons (Central American locust) is the source of this 2570-nucleotide messenger RNA. RefSeq lists its product as uncharacterized. The coding region runs from base 2087 to 2443 and encodes 118 amino acids. The transcript is spliced from 2 exons. The record is from RefSeq and is a predicted model, not a curated record. NCBI's taxonomy places the organism in Eukaryota, Metazoa, Arthropoda, Insecta, Orthoptera, Acrididae.